UCUUUCACAUUUUGUUUCAGCAAACAGAUAAUGUCGUUCACAAACCACACGGGUCUUCUGGUUGCCAGUGGACACAGAGUUGUUGUUGGGUUGGAUUUCGGGGUUACCCAUAGCGGAUUCGCAUAUGCGCAUGUGGCGGAUGCUAGCAAAAUUGAAGGGUGACUUUCUGGAAAUGAGGACAAGUCGCGAAGUUUGGGUAAAAUCCAUUGACACUUUUUGAUGGUGUUGCAGGUAUUAUGAGUGGGAUGACCAGAUCAUGCCAUACUGCAAAACCCUUACCGCGCUCCUCUAUGACAAAACGGCCAAGAAGACAAUUAACUGGGGAUAUACUGCCCUGAAGGAGGCUACCACAGGCGAUCAUCCUAACCAGAAAGUCUUAUUGACAAAAUUCAAGUUUCUUCUGGAACCAACGGCCGCCGAAUACAUGGAGGAUCCCAUUCCAGAUGAUGUGGAACCUUUGGAUAUCAUCGCAGAAUAUUUGAAAGAGAUGCACACGCUGAUCAUGACCAAGCUGCAAGAAAAGUUUGGUUCCACGUUGCAGAAUGAAGAUGUGCAUUAUGCGGUCACUGUACCCGCUAUAUGGAGCGAGCAAGCAAAAACGAAUCUACGCAAAGCUGCUGCUAUGGCUGGCCUCAUUUCUCCUGCUGAAGUGGUGUCCCCUCGUUUGGUCCUUGUACUUGAGCCGGAAGCUGCUGCAAUGUAUUGCUGCAAAAAGGUUCCCGAAGCGCAACUACGUAGCAAUGAAAACAUUAUGAUUGUAGACGCAGGGGGCGGAACUGUCGAUAUUGCGGUCGAAAAACUCAUUAUUGGCGCUGAGCGAACAAGGUUGAGUGAAGUAACCAGAGGCACAGGUGAUCUGUGUGGAUCCACCUUUGUCGAUCGACGAUUCCUUGAUUGGCUCAGUAGCAAAGUCGGCGCUGAUGCAUUGACAGAAAUAAAAAUUGAUAAUCCAACCGCAUACCAACAAGUCCUACGCGGCUGGGAAACAUUGAAGCGCCAAUUCAAAGGAGCUGAAUCUUUCAAUUCCAGGGACCAUAUGACGUUUUCAAUCCCAGGAGCGUUGUAUAACCUAAUGGCUGAUGAGGAAAUGGAAAAGUUAGAAGAAGAGCAAGACGGAACCGCCGACGAUCUGUUUAUUACACUCAAGGAUAUGCAAUCAUUUUUUGACCCAGUUGUCGAGCAAGUUCUGCGCUUGAUUGAGGAACAGCUUGAUCAUUGUCCUGGAAAAAGAUGCAACAAACUGUUUCUUGUUGGAGGAUUUUCGGCGUCCCCAUAUCUGAGGAAAGCUAUGUCCGAUAAGUUUUCUGAGAGUUUUGACAAUGUAGUCUUUCCUACGGACCCGGGAGCUGCAAUUGUCCAAGGUGCCGUUCUGUAUGGCCUCAACCCUGACAGCAUCCAAGCACGUCGCUCCCGGUACUCGUACGGCAUGAAACUUUGCGCAUCCGAAGCGGAGUACAGCAGGAAAUCUCGAAAGACCUCGAACCGCAGCGACAUAUUCAUUAACCAGGAAACGAAUGAGUCGAUGGUGACUAUGUUUUCUCCUGUGAUGGUCGCCAAUCAGCUCGUCGAGAUUGACGAUUUUUAUUCCACGAAAUGUUUUCCGCUGUAUUCUUAUCAAUUGGGAGUGAACAUCGAAAUCUCUGCAACUGCUGCUACUGUUGACCGCGAAACCUCGUAUUCGGAUGUGAGGGGUAACUUCGUUCUCGGCACUCAAAUGAUCGAAGGCAUACCGCGCAAUGGCGACAGAAGCGUUACCGUGUACUUUUACUUUGGGCUUACCGAGCUGACCGUAAUUGCAAAAGUCAAUGCAACCGGAGCCGAAAAGCGACAGAUUGUGAAUUUCACAGCACGUUAACCGGUCAAGCAGUGUCUGGCAUAUCAACAUAGUCCUGCAGGAUAGGAAAUUAUGUAUGUAGUAUCUCAUGGCAUUCCUUUGUUCUUGCUACAAGUUCUGUAUCGUACAUCCUCAACAAAUAGCAAACUUUAUGUCAUCAGUG
Molecule: messenger RNA, 1997 nt
Organism: Spizellomyces punctatus DAOM BR117
Lineage: Eukaryota; Fungi; Chytridiomycota; Chytridiomycetes; Spizellomycetales; Spizellomycetaceae
Exons: 9
Coding region: 257-1855 (532 amino acids)
Molecular function (GO): ATP binding; ATP-dependent protein folding chaperone
Source: RefSeq, a predicted model, not a curated record